AUGAACCAGUCCGAGAUCCCCGAGCCGCUCGUCGACCCCACCAACAAUGAGGAGAUUAACAAGAACGUCUUCGUCAUCUUCGCUCACGGCAAGGAGAUUCUUGCCAAGAUCCGCAAGAUCUCCGAAUCCAUGGGCGCCGAGGUGUACAACGUGGAUGAGAACAGCGACCUUCGUCGGGACCAGAUCCACGAGGUCAACGCUCGUCUCAACGACGUCCAGAACGUCCUCCGCAACACCCAGCAGACCCUGAACGCUGAGCUUACUCAGAUCUCUCAGGCUCUGUCUGCUUGGAUGGUCCUCGUCACGAAGGAGAAGGCGGUUUAUAACACCCUUAACCUCUUUUCGUACGACCGUGCCCGCCACACGCUCAUCGCCGAGGGUUGGUGCCCGACUAACGAUCUGCCGUUGAUUCGGUCUACAUUGCAAGAUGUUACGAACCGAGCUGGACUUUCGGUACCUUCCAUCAUCAACGAAAUCCGCACCAACAAGACCCCGCCUACCUACAUCAAGACCAACAAGUUCACCGAGGCAUUCCAGACCAUUGUCAACGCCUACGGUACCCCCACUUACCAGGAAGUCAACCCGGCCCUCCCGGUCAUCGUUACUUUUCCUUUCCUCUUCGCCGUCAUGUUCGGUGACUUUGGACACGCCGUCAUCAUGGUGUCUGCCGCGCUGGCUAUGAUCUACUGGGAAAAGCCUCUCAAGAAGGUCACUUUCGAGUUGUUUGCCAUGCUUUACUACGGAAGAUAUAUUGCCCUGGUUAUGGGUCUCUUCUCGCUUUUCACCGGUCUCAUCUACAACGAUGUCUUCUCCAAGUCCUUGACGCUCUUCGACAGUGCCUGGAAGUGGGAGGUUCCCGAGGGUUACAAGACUGGACAGACUCUUACGGGUAAACUCAACGAUCAUGGCUACCGAUACCCGUUCGGUCUGGACUGGAGAUGGCACGACACAGACAACGACCUCCUCUUCAGCAACAGUUACAAGAUGAAGAUGAGUAUCGUUCUGGGUUGGGCCCAUAUGACCUACUCUCUCAUCUUCGCCUACGUCAACGCCAAGCAUUUCAAGAAGCCGAUCGACAUCUGGGGUAAUUUUGUCCCUGGCAUGAUCUUCUUCCAGUCCAUCUUUGGCUACUUAGUCAUGUGCAUCCUCUACAAGUGGUCUGUCAACUGGAACGACCCGCAGAACCCCCGCAACCCGCCUGGAUUGCUGAACAUGUUGAUUUACAUGUUUUUGCAGCCUGGUACUCUUGAGGAGGGCGCGGAACUUUAUCCUGGACAGGCCGGUGUCCAGGUUUUCCUCUUGCUUCUCGCUGUUAUUCAAGUCCCGGUUCUAUUGUUCCUGAAGCCGUUCUACCUCCGCUGGGAGCACAACCACGCUCGCGCCAAGGGCUAUAGGGGCAUUGGAGAGAGCUCUCGCGUUAGUGCUCUCGAUGGCGACGACGAGGAAGAACAGGGCCUCAACGGCCGCCCCAGCUUUGAGUCUGAUGGUGAGGGCGUUGCUAUGAUCACGCAAGACCUACACGGCGACGAGGAACACGAGGAGUUCGAGUUCAGCGAAGUCAUGAUCCAUCAAAUCAUUCACACCAUCGAAUUCUGCUUGAACUGCGUUUCUCACACGGCUUCGUACCUCCGUCUUUGGGCCCUGUCGCUUGCCCACCAGCAGCUCAGUGCUGUGCUUUGGUCCAUGACUCUCGGCCCUGCGCUCAAGUUCAACGGCAUCUUUGGUGCCAUUGCGAUUGUUGUCAUCUUCUACAUGUGGUUCUUCCUUACCAUUGCCAUCUUGGUCAUGAUGGAGGGUACCAGUGCCAUGUUGCACUCUCUCAGACUGGCCUGGGUCGAGUCCUUCUCCAAGUUCGCAGAGUUUGCUGGUUGGGCAUUCGCCCCCUUUUCCUUCAGUACUACGUUAGAAGAGUCCGAUGAGCUGAAGGAGUAUCUGGGUUGA
This is a messenger RNA of Colletotrichum spaethianum, 1941 nucleotides long. Its product is annotated as V-type proton ATPase subunit B. Bases 1 to 1941 code for a protein of 646 amino acids. Gene Ontology annotation, biological process: vacuolar acidification; proton transmembrane transport. The record is from RefSeq and is a predicted model, not a curated record. The transcript is spliced from 3 exons. Gene Ontology annotation, molecular function: ATPase binding; proton-transporting ATPase activity, rotational mechanism. NCBI's taxonomy places the organism in Eukaryota, Fungi, Ascomycota, Sordariomycetes, Glomerellales, Glomerellaceae. Gene Ontology annotation, cellular component: proton-transporting V-type ATPase, V0 domain; fungal-type vacuole membrane; vacuolar proton-transporting V-type ATPase complex.